Messenger RNA from Ceutorhynchus assimilis (cabbage seed weevil), 834 nucleotides. The record is from the annotation of a GenBank genome assembly. Lineage: Eukaryota; Metazoa; Arthropoda; Insecta; Coleoptera; Curculionidae.
AUGUGGCCGCUAAAAAUGAUUGUGCUAGUGGACAGUUUGGUCGUUCCUGGAGGACAACAGUUGCUUCUCCAAUUAACUGAAAGUUCCACUCUAGCGUUCAGAGGUACUACAAAAUUUGGGUUUGCUAAAUGGAAAGGAAAUUUGGUAGUUAUCACGGGAUGCAACAUUACCGUUUAUGGAGAAAAAGAUUCUCUCCUGGAUGGUCAAGGCCCUUUAUGGUGGGAUGGUCAAGGUUCAUGGGGCAACGUCACAAAACCAAAAUUCUUCAGAAUCAAGAAUACUAAUAAUUCAAUUUUCUAUGAUAUCAAUAUCAAAAAUUGUCCAAUGGGUUGUACGCAAAUUGAACUAAGUGAGAAUGUAACUUUAAGAAAUUGGAAAAUCGAUAUUUCAGAUGGAGACGAGGGGGUGGCGCCUGAAAAUAAAUUCGGCCACAAUACUGAUGGCUUUGGGAUUUCGAAAAGCCAAAAUAUACUUAUUGAAGAUGCAGUAGUUCACAACCAAGACGACUGUGUAGUUAUAAAUAGCGGUAAAAAUAUUACUGCAAGGAAUUUGUUUUGUUAUGGAGGCCAUGGAUUGUCUAUAAGCGAUGAAGGAUCAGUAGUUGAGGAUGUAGUCUUUGAAAACUGUACUGUUACCAAUUCAGAAAAUGGUAUACACGUCAAAACUUGUGUGGACGCAGGACAUGAGCAAAAAUUCAAAGAUCUUGACAAAAAGUCGACAGAGCUGAAAAGUAAAAUUGAUUUUAAUCAAAAGGCUUCAGGAAGGGGUUCAAAUGAUUUUGGAAAAUUAUCUCUUGCUGUUGAUCGGGACUCUGAUGCGGGAUUGAAGCUGUAG